GAAACAAUCGCAUCACGCUCAAAACGUUUUCUUCUUCACUCUCUCUGCUUCUUCUUCUUCUCUCUCUCUCUCUCUCUCUCUCUCUCUCAGAGAAUGCAAUCGUGAAAACCCUAAACCCGCCGUGAAAGAAGAUGGAUCGCAAGGGAAAGGGUAAACAGGUCGCCGGAAAUAGUUCGUCUUCCGGCGGAAAGAAAAGGAAAAACACCGUCGAAUUCAGAGAUGAAGGUUUGAGGAUUAAGAAGCGGAAAAACCCUCAAGUUCUUCAAUUCUUCGAGGAAUCCGCUGAAGUUGGCUACUAUGGAGGCAGCUCCGACGAAGAUGAUGACGGAUUAGGUUUCCUUAACGAUAUGGAAGACGAACCUGAGGUUGUUGAAGAGAGUGGUAAGGCUGGCAAGGGAGAAAAGGGAAACUCCUCCUCUUUUGUUUUUCCAAAGGAAGAAGAUAUUAACGAGGAGGAGUUUGAUAGGAUAAUGGAAGAAAGAUACAAGCCAGGUUCUGGUUUUCUUAGAUAUGCUGAUGAUGAUGUGAAAGAUUCCAUUGAGAUGGAUGCUCUUGCUCCAACUUCCAAGGAUCCUCCCAUUUGGAAAGUCAAGUGUACGAUUGGACGGGAAAAGCAUUCGGUUGUCUGUCUCAUGCACAAAUUUGUUGAGAUGAAGAAGACAGGCACCAAAUUGCAGAUCAUAUCUGUCUUCUUUGCGGACCAUGUCAAGGGUUUUAUUUUCAUAGAAGCGGAAAAAGAACGUGACGUUCUCGAGGCAUGCAACAAUUUAACUGGUAUAUACGCUACUCGGAUGGGGUUAGUUUCUAAAGACGAAACUCCAAAUCUGCUAACUGUCCAGAGGAAAACAAAAAAAGUUUCUGAGGGAACAUGGGCUCGUGUCAAGAAUGGUAAAUACAAAGGAGAUCUUGCUCAGAUUGUGGCUGUGAGUGACACUCGAAAAAAGNUGAACGUCUCUGUAAGCGUUCUAGGUGUAAAAACUUUUUUCAUAUAUUACUAUUAG
Molecule: messenger RNA, 1001 nt
Organism: Camelina sativa (false flax)
Lineage: Eukaryota; Viridiplantae; Streptophyta; Magnoliopsida; Brassicales; Brassicaceae
Source: RefSeq, a predicted model, not a curated record